AUGUCCAAAAAAUCUAUAGGCGAUGACAUAUGGAAAGGAAGCGUGGAAAAGAUAAACUCAGAGUUGUUCACUUUGACAUAUGGAUCACUCGUUGCUCAAUUAUGUCGAGACUUUGAAAACAACUACCAUGAAGUCAACAAUCAACUCGACAAGAUGGGAUACAACAUUGGAUGUAGACUAAUUGAAGAGUUCCUUGCCAAAACAGGUAUCAAGAGAUGCUCAUCGUUCAAAGAGACUGCCGAUAUCAUAUCUAAAUUAGGAUUCAAAUUAUUUCUCAAUAUUCAGCCACAAGUUGAAAACUGGUCCAAUGAUAAUAAAACUUGCAGCUUGAUAAUACCGGACCCUAAUCCAUUAACUGAAUUUGUUGAAUUGCCAGUAUCUACUGACGCAAAAAUUGCCAAGGAAUUGUGGUAUUCACAAAUAUUAUGUGGUGUACUUCGAGGUGCUUUACAAAUGGUUCAAUUAGAUUGUGAUGUUUAUUUUGUCAAAGAUGUAUUACGUGGUGAUGAAAGGACAGAGAUGAAGUUGAAGUUGAAUAAGGUUUUGAAAGAUGAGGUGCCCGCAGGUGAGGAUUAG
Lodderomyces orthopsilosis Co 90-125 is the source of this 576-nucleotide messenger RNA. RefSeq names its product TRAPP complex core subunit. Gene Ontology annotation, cellular component: cis-Golgi network membrane; TRAPP complex; cytosol. The coding region runs from base 1 to 576 and encodes 191 amino acids. Gene Ontology annotation, biological process: intra-Golgi vesicle-mediated transport; endoplasmic reticulum to Golgi vesicle-mediated transport. The transcript is spliced from 2 exons. The record is from RefSeq and is a predicted model, not a curated record. NCBI's taxonomy places the organism in Eukaryota, Fungi, Ascomycota, Pichiomycetes, Serinales, Debaryomycetaceae.